UGAAAUAAAUUGGGCGUCUUCAGCUGCAUCCUGACUCCUUUUGGCCUUUGGGUGCAUACGUUGCGAGCGAGAAGAGGGUGCCAGUAAUGCCAGGAUCCCCUGUGGAAGUAAAACUACAGUCAAGAUCGUCUCCGUCUAGCAUGCCUCCACUGCCUCCUGUCAACCCUGGUGGACCCCGGCCCGUCUCAUUUACCCCAGCAGCACUACCCAAUGGGAUGAACCAUUCUCCCCCUACACUGAACGGAGCACCAUCACCCCCUCAGAGGUUCAGCAAUGGGCCUGCCUCCUCAUCCUCAUCCUCACUGACCAAUCAGCAGCUCCCAGCCACCUGUGGGGCUCGACAGCUCAGCAAGCUGAAACGCUUCUUGACCACCCUCCAACAGUUUGGCAAUGACAUUUCACCGGAGAUUGGGGAGAAGGUCCGGACCCUUGUUUUGGCAUUAGUGAACUCUACAGUGACAAUAGAGGAGUUUCACUGCAAGCUUCAGGAGGCUACGAAUUUCCCUCUCCGUCCAUUUGUGAUUCCAUUCUUAAAGGCCAACCUUCCACUUCUGCAGAGGGAGCUGCUGCAUUGUGCUCGGGCAGCCAAACAGACCCCGUCCCAAUACCUGGCCCAGCAUGAGCACAUCCUGCUGAACACAAACACUGCAUCCCCAGCUGACUCUUCGGAGCUGCUGAUGGAAGUGAAUGGAAAUGGAAAGAGGCAUAGUCCAGACAGGAGGGAAGAAAACAGCUUUGAGAGAGAGCCGCUUCCGUCGGAGCCGCCUGCCAAGAGGGUGUGCACCAUUAGCCCAGCACCUCGGCACAGCCCGGCUCUGAUGUUGCCUGUCAUAAAUCCAGCUGGGCAGUUUCAUCCUACUCCACCCCCGCUCCAGCAUUAUACCCUGGAAGACAUCGCCACCUCCCAUUUGUACAGAGACCCAAGCAAGAUGUUGGAGCACAGGGAGUUACGAGAUCGACACAGUCUAGGAGGAUUAAAUGGGGGCUAUCAGGAUGAGCUUGUGGACCAUCGCUUAACAGAGAGAGAAUGGGCCGAUGAAUGGAAGCAUCUUGAUCACGCAUUGAAUUGCAUCAUGGAAAUGGUAGAGAAGACCAGGCGUUCCAUGGCUGUUCUCCGCCGUUGUCAGGAGGCUGAUAGGGAAGAGCUCAAUUACUGGAAGAGGCGAUGCAGUGAACCCACAGAGCCACGGAAAGGAGGGAGUGACCUUACAGUGAGACAACAUAGCCCAGGGAGCUCAGACUCCAUUAGCAGUGAUUCUCAACGGGAGUUCGGUAGUAGGUCAGGAGCAGCCGGUUAUAUGACUGAAGAGAUAUGGAAAAAGGCUGAAGAAGCUGUGAAUGAGGUGAAGCGCCAAGCCAUGUCUGAAGUCCAAAAAGCUGUAGCCGAGGCUGAGCAGAAGGCAUUUGAAAUGAUUGCAUCCGAGAGGGCCCGAAUGGAGCAGACCAUUGCAGAUGCAAAGCGCCAGGCUACCGAAGAUGCUUUCCUAGUGAUUAAUGAGCAGGAAGAGUCCACAGAGAGCUGCUGGAACUGUGGCCGCAAAGCCAGCGAGACAUGCAGUGGGUGCAACAUUGCUCGCUAUUGUGGCUCCUUCUGCCAGCACAAAGAUUGGGAGAGGCACCAUCGAAUCUGUGGGCAGGGCUUACACAGCCAGAUCAAACCAGUCCCCUUACCAGCGGGACGGCCUGCGGCAGCCACCCUAAAAACAGUCGACGGGAUAGCCAGCCCAGCUCUAGAGAAAUCCUCGGCUACCACCUCGCGAUCGUCUACUCCAGCUUCUGUGACAGCAAUAGACUCGAAUGGGCUCUAAAAGAGAAGACGGCGUUCAGCACAUUUUAUUAGUUUUCUACAUUUUAAAAAAAUAAACUCCUCAAAACCUUGUCAAAA
Molecule: messenger RNA, 1885 nt
Organism: Elgaria multicarinata webbii
Lineage: Eukaryota; Metazoa; Chordata; Lepidosauria; Squamata; Anguidae
Gene: CBFA2T2
Product: CBFA2/RUNX1 partner transcriptional co-repressor 2
Exons: 11
Coding region: 87-1808 (573 amino acids)
Biological process (GO): DNA-templated transcription; negative regulation of DNA-templated transcription
Cellular component (GO): nucleus
Molecular function (GO): transcription corepressor activity
Source: RefSeq, a predicted model, not a curated record